UCCGUCGGUAACCAGCUGUUUUGUACCGUCGUUCCCUUUUUCCUUUGGCUGCCUAACCGGCCACCCGAAAGAUGUUCCGAAUUGGAUUAAAAUUUCCGUGCAACGGUCUAAAUAGGGUACGUAAAGUCAAAAAGCAUGGAUCUUCUAGGCUGUAUUUGACAACUAGAUGUUACGAGACACGUGCACGAGUUAAAUACGACCCGGAAUGUAGAUUUCCCAAGGAUAUGGAGCUUGUAUCCAGAAUAUCUGGACAUAGGUAUUCCACGGAUUCAACAAAGAGGUAUUCAAGCGAGAAAAGUAGAGGCUCAAGAACACUGUUAACUCUAACUGCCGUGGCAAUAGGAGCAUCGGGUGUAUUGUUUUACGCAAAGCAUAACCCGGAAUUCCGUGCAAAUCUUGAAAGGUGGGCACCUGGUACGGACAAAACAAUUCAGAUCAUCUUUCAGGAGGAAUCAUCCUAUUUUGAAUUCAUACAUACAUUCUUUGAAUCGUUAAAGCAAACAUUAUUAAGUGCCAUUUUUGGAGGAGAAUCACAAAAAGAAUCAGGUCAGAAAAGAUUAGAUUGCGCGAACCUUGAAGAUUAUAUACCACCAAAGCCAGUUUUUGUACCACUCAUUGAUAAGAAGGAACCACCUAAUAACGAACCUUAUACCGAAAUAAGAUUAAGUAAAGAAAAAGGAGAAGAAAUCGAAAUCGUGGCCGAAAAACCUCAGCCACUUGCCAAGGAUGUAUCCGAGGAAUUGAUGCCAGCAAAUCUGGUCGAACUGGAAACUUCUGCUGGCGAAACUGCAUCCAAAGCUAUCGCAGCUUAUCAAACAGCAGCGUGUGCUAUUCACGAUUACAAUCAAGAUGUGAUAAAAGUCGUAGAAAGUGUUAACGCCACCGUUGGUAGCUCUGUCUGGAACAGACUAAAGGAUGCAACGGACAAGAGGAGGGAGGCCAUUAAAGAGGCGGAAGACCACGCCAAUCAAGCACUCGAUUCGUUGAAAAAGAUGUAUAAUUUAAUGGACGACCCUAAAUUCGAGGCGCCGUCACACAUGAAAACUGCCGCUCGAAGAAAUAUCAAGAAAAUUUUAGAUGAUGUGGACGAAGCGAAGAAAAAGUACGAAAUGGAAAUACAAAGUAGCAAUAUGGCCGAGCGUUACUGGAAGCAAGUUAGAACUGCCCGUGAAAAUCUCAACGAAGAACUCCAGAUACUCUUCCCCGAUAUCAACAUUCACGAGAAAAAAUUGGCCAUCGACGAAGACGCUUUUGACUUAUUCGUUCUACACAUGUAUAACAAAGUGAAUGGUUUGCAAAAGGAAUUGGAAAAAAUGAGGACGGUCAACGAGAGCAAACUCAAGGCAGCAUUAAAAUCAUCGGGCGACGUAGCCACUCAGGAAAGACUCGACGCCUUGGUAUGCCUCGAGCUGGACAAGGAGAAGCAAAUUCUUCAGGACGAGUUUAACAAAAAGUUGCUGGAGGAGCAGAAAAGAUUCGAGGACGAGAUACGACGGCAGCUGAAACUGCAAGGGCAGGUGCACACCGAUCACAUUCAGGACGCACUUGCGAUAAAGGAACAAGAAGCGGAUAGGAAGUUGAAACGUGCACUCAGCGAGCAAACUGAGAAAGAUUCGUUAAAGUAUAAGUCACAGCUUGCUGCAAUCGUCGGAAGGUUACGUGGUUUGGAAGCUGCGCUGAAAGCUCGCAUGGAGGAAGAAAGGGGUGCAUCGAAUGCUCAAAUUCUUUGGUCAGCUUGCCAAGCCUUAGCUCGAGCUGUUAAAUCAGCACCAGCAGGUGCGCCCGUAGAGGAAGUCAUUAGGCCUCUGGAACCGGAAAUCAAGGCCGUCAGCAAGGCAGCACCCAAGGAGGAUCCUUUGGUGCAAGCAGCGAUUCAAGGCAUUCCAGAGGAGGCUGCGAAGAGGGGAGUGUUCCCAGAAGACGUGCUUCGUGCAAGGUUCCUCAAGGUGGAAGAGGUGGCCAGACGAUUAGCCAUGGUACCCGAGGAAGGUGCUGCACUGCCUGUUUAUUUCCUUAGUUAUCUUCAAAGCUACUUGAUGAUUAAAAACGCCAAUCCCAUUCCCCAAAGUGAGAUCGAGGACAAGCCGAUUGAUGCGAGCAAUCUUAACACAUUCGAGAUUCUUCAUCGGGCCAGAUAUUGGCUCGAUCGUGGGGACUUCAAGAUGACUCUCCGCUACAUGAACCUCCUGAAAGGAGCGUCAAGAUCCAUCGCCAAAGACUGGAUGAAAGAAACUAGGAUCCUUCUGGAGACUCAGCAGGCGGUGGACACGCUAUUGGCGUAUGCUGGUGCUAUAGGUCUAGUAUUCCUCGGCGCUGGAGAUUCGAAGUGUUCCAGCAAGCCUCACUUGGAAAAAGCCGUGGACAGACGAGGGAGGAGAAUGCCCGCGUGGAAACGUCAUCGAAGAAGAAGAAUUCUUGCGCGGAAACGUCGUCAAAGAAGGCUGAGGACACGUGGAUGGACAUAUAACAGCGUUCAGACUGCUAUCGAUCGUAUUCUCGGAUGGAAAUUGUGGAAAGAUGGGAAAAAGACAUCUGGGAUUUCUGCGAAUGCAAAAGGAGCGAAAUUUCAGGUUUCUUUGCAGUUAGACUUAAGCUGGAAUGAGGAAACAGGGAAAAGGAUCUUUCUGGUGCAGAGAGAUUCGUAGAAUAUUACGAUUACGAUUACGAUUUAACGAAUUUUUAAAAUCUGUAUUUCCCGCAAGAACGUUUUUAUCGAACUUCUUGGAUAAAAAAUUACCAUUUACCACCAUUGCGAUGUGCGGAUAUUUAAUCAAUAGGAUCAUACGAUAUUUUCACGAAUGAGAAACGAAAAGCAUGAAAUUUUUGCCGAAUACAUUCUGUAUUUUCUUUGACUAUAAAGUAUUGUGUAACGAUUAAGAGAAAUAUUAUUAUUGUUGUUGUUGUUGUUAUUAUUAUUAUUAUCAUUAUUGUUGUUGUUGUUGUUGUUAUCAUUACCAUUACUAUCAUUAUCGCUAUCGUUAUUAUUGUUGUGAUAUACAUAUGUUUUGUUUAAUAUUAAUAUACGAUUGAUAUCAAAGUGUUCAACAGAAAUAGGCAUAAGACAAUUAGAGUGUAGCAGAAGAUGCGUAUUUCCUAACAUUUCGAACGAACAAAUGGAAGUGUUAAGUCGAGGAUACGUUGCUGUUUCCUGUGAAACGUUUCUAAAAAAAAAGGAAAAAAGAAAUAAGAGAUAAACAAAAAUAAAUAAAUAAAUAAAUAAAUAAAGCAUAAAAAGGAAGAAACAAGGAGAAAUAUUCAAAAAUUUUAGGAAGGAGGUUAUCUGUCUUAACAUAGAAAAAUAUGAAAUCUGCACAGUGGAAGGUUAUCUGCAGGAUUAAAUCGUUUUAUUUCGCGUUUCCGUUCGUUAAUCCCGGAUUUAUCACAUACAUACCCACUAUCUGGGGUACCGCUCGUUUCAGACAAAGAACCAGAGGACUUUGAAAAAGUUGGCGAGUUUGUGCAGCAGCCACAAAAUCUGAUCAAAAUCUGCUUGUUUCAGACAACAUUGUAGGCGUUUCGCGACGAUCGAUGUGCGAAAAUAUUAAACAAGCGAAAGUAGACUUUUUAAGUUGUAAAAGGAAGAACGUUGGGUGGUGUGCAAAAUAUUUAGGUAUUCGAAAUUUGUUCAUCUUAUUAGCGUUUAAAUUGUAUAUGGUAAUUAAAUCAUUUAUAAAUAUUUUAUUUGUUUAUUUAAUUUUUCUUUUAUUUCUUUUAUUUCUUUUGAUAAGAAAAAAACACGAAAAAUGUAUCAGUAUUACUUUUCCAAAAAGAAAUUAAUUAAUGACAAUUUCAGCCAAAAAAGAAUUAUUUUGUACAUCUAUUAAAUAUGAAGAUAAUUUAAUUGAAUAGUAUGGCGUUUGAUAUGAAGUGCUAUGAAUGCUACUGCUGGUGUAGAUGUCGCAGCUGAGGUACUGCUGCUUCCUUCUCAUUAAGGUGCCAUGGAAGAAAAAUCGGACUAUGGGCGCCAAGAUUUGAAACCAGGUUCCAAACGUUUGUAAACCAAAGGCGCUAACCACUGCGCUGCCGUCGUCCGGUCAUAGUUAUUGUCGAGUGCCGCCACAGAUAUCUUUUUAAAAUAUUGUAAAGUGCCAUUUCGCGAAAGAUCUCGAGCAAACUUUAACUAUUUCAUCGUAUCUUGUAAGGAUAGCUGCUGAAAAAUUCUAAUUUAAUCUACAAACAUGAUCACAGGAAGUAGCCACGAAUUUUCCAAGUCCACACACUCUGCUAUAGUGUUACGUUCUCCUCGUAACCAUUCGUUCUAUACAAUCCAAGAUACUAAUUUGCCAUCCUUUUGGUUCGAUAUAAUUGAAAAAAAAAAUUCAAGCCUUACCAACACCAUCUUUGGAUGGUUCAGAAUUUAUAGUAUCCCAUAACAACGUCUAUGCGGUCUGAACGAAUUGCUACUGUUAUCUCUUGACUUUAAAUCAAAUAAUAGAAUAAAUGUCCGAAAAAACGAAAAAUCCAUACAAUACUUUGAAUAAUCCUCGAACAUGAAAGAACUUUAAACCAGAUGACUACCCCUUUUGAAACGAGUCACUAAGAGACUUGUCGAUGAGGUAGGUUUCUCCUAUUUUUCACACACUUUCUCUCUCUCGCGCGCGCGCGCGUGCGCGCCCAUUUCUUCCUUUUCUUUCAUUUGUCCGUAUUUAGUAGAGUUUGGGAGAGCUCAUUUACCACGUGUCAUGCUUCAGGAUGGAACACUGAAGAGAAAAUGUUGCUUUUUCUGUGCUUCUCCUUUACCUGCUGAAGAUGAAGCGUUUAGGUUAGUCUAAUAGUUAAAUAGGCGCACAGUUACUUAAAUAAAGCUUGUUCCUACUUAGAAUUGGCAAAACAGAAUGAGAAUAACUCACAGAAUUUGACGAUAACGAAGUCUAUCGGUGGCAGAGGGUGAAAUACCUCUGGUACGUCUUGAAUGAUGAGUAGGGAUCGAACGAAAAAACGAGACAAAUGGGAGUAAAUCACGUAUUGUAAAUGGCAUGUACACUUUUGUAAAAAAAGUUUAAUUGCUUCAAUGUGAAGCGAUUAUCAAGCCGAGAGAUACGAGCAAUAAAUGGUAUUCGUCAUUGA
This is a messenger RNA of Bombus terrestris (buff-tailed bumblebee), 5067 nucleotides long. It is a transcript of the gene Mitofilin, whose product is annotated as MICOS complex subunit Mic60. Gene Ontology annotation, cellular component: MICOS complex. Gene Ontology annotation, biological process: cristae formation. The record is from RefSeq and is a predicted model, not a curated record. The transcript has 15 exons. Lineage: Eukaryota; Metazoa; Arthropoda; Insecta; Hymenoptera; Apidae. Bases 72 to 2645 code for a protein of 857 amino acids.